UGCGUGUUUUGUGUUCAGUGGUGUUGUAGACACGGAGAGCACAAGAAAAUGCAAGAAGCCGGUCAGGAUAAGGAAAGUAUGAUUCUACUCAGAUGAGCGACAAUAUGAACUCGCUGUUGUUGUAGUUGACGUUUUUUCUGUGCGACGUCGAGCAAGCAGUGAACAUCAAAGCCAAGCAAGAUGUUCUUGGCCAUUGUGAGGAGCAGUCCAUCCCAGCCUUCGAGGAGAGCAGUCGUCAGCUCGUGGGCGCCCUGCUUGGGACGACCUCGACCGAUGGGCGGCUCAAUAGCAGCCAACACGAGGAGUUCGCGCGACUGCCCCGCUGGUAGCUCACAUUUCCGAAGAUCCUUCGCUGCAGACGCGGGGAUGGUGUCGGAACAACCUCCAGGUUCUUCUGGUUCACACGACGGUCCUCGUCAUCCGUCAGUCCCGUCGCCUACGUUGCCGACGGGACAGAUAAAAGCCGCUGCGCCAGCUGCUCCCUCCGCCUCGUCCUCAUCUGACAUCCCAGCACACGUCGAGCCCCUGCCGCCAAGCAUGACUCUCGCGGCUACGCGAUGGAACCGUGUGCAGGAAGCGCUCGAGGUCAUGGAGAAGGAAGACCGCGACACGCUCUACUUCCGGACGAAAAUUCUCCGGCGCGAGGAGUUCACCGUUGAAGAAAUGCAGGAAUACAAGUACAGUAUGGCUGCCCCCCAUGCCGAUAUUGAUGUUGCGUUUCUCUUUUUUCAAGCGAGAUCGCCUCAAUCAAGUCUAGAAGCUCUUUCUGGAAACUCAGAAGAUCAGUUCCCAUGUUCUGUAUGGAUAAAAAUUCCAGGGAAGUUCGUGAUUGGGCGUCGUAUGAGUACAUGCGACUGCUGGGGACCGAGAUACGUAUGGUAAAACUCACCUUCUGGACUGCGAUUUUUGCCUACCUGUUCCUGUGGCCCCGCCGGGAAGACGACAACCUGGAAGAGGUGGGCGGGGUCAAGAUUCCAAGCGGCCCCGCGUGGAUGUCGAUGGACGGCGUUUGGUACGGGGUGCGCAAAAUAAAGGAAAAGGGCUGGGCCUACACUCCCCUGCACUAGUUGCGUCGACGAGCAUGGAUGGGAACGCGAGCGUGGCAGCGAGGAUCGCACGACCGUCGUGUGGGGCCGUAAAGGCGCAUUUAAGUACUUAAGAACCAAUCCACGCGGCGUGCGCCGCGUGGGAAAAAGUAUAUACAUCAUUCAGGUUGUUCGAUGCAAUUGCUUUCAAAUCAAAGCGCAGGGCCCGCAGCCCUCUGAUAGAAUUAAUAGCCGGAAAAUUUCCACGAAUGCUUUCGAGGCGUGGCAGCGCGGGAUUUUCGCAAACGCGCCGCGCGUGCGCGCAUGGCUCACAAGUGGCCUGCCUUCUGUCUGGAAAAGUUUUUGAGAAACAAGGGGCCUGCCUGCCGUCGAGAAACGGGGCGAAGCGUCCGCGACUUCUCAUUUCGGGAAAGUUUUCAUUUUGUCUUCGAAAAUCGGAGCUAAAAGGUAAAGGUGUUCGCUUUCUUGGAGACAUGAGAAGUCACUGACUUCCAACUUCUGGAAAGUUUUCACUCUGGAAGUCACUGACUUCUCAUUUCUGGAAAGAUUUCACUUUGGAAAGGUGGAGCACUUCUAAAAAGUUUGUUUUCAUUUUGGAAAAGUGAGAAGUCGCUGACUUCUCACUCCGUUUCUCGAAGGACUGUGGAAUCGGAGUCGCGUUCACUCUUCCCAGAGUCAGAAUUUUCGAAAAGUCCGAAGUCAGUGACUUCUCGCUCCGUUUCGCGAAGGUCUUCGAGCUCCCGAAGCCCAGAAUCGCGAGGGAAGUGCGCGAAGCAUCUAAACGCGAGCGAUACCCAGUCGGGCUCUUUUCACACGGCGAAAAGCGUCCGACUGGCACAGCGCCGGCACCUCUGCUAAAAAGGUUGCGCUUUCGCUUGGCGUCAGCCGGAACUUCAUCACGAGCCGGGCGCAGUUUGAGUCAACGUUGGAGCCUUUUGCUUUUGUUUAAACAGCGCAAAGUUAACAAAACCUUCAGAAGAAAGCUUCAGAAGGUUUUGAGAGCAUAAUCUUCAGAAGCUCUUCAGGAAGACUUUUUGACCUUCAGAAGGUCAAAAAAAGCUGCGUCAUUUUUUUCGCGGUUUUUGAUAAAAAGUGGCAACUUUCGUUUUCCACCUUCAGAAGGUUUUGAAAAAACGACCUUCAGAAGGCCAAAACCUUCCAGAAGGUCAAGAAUUAUUUUUGGCAAACCUUCAGAAGGUUUUUUGGGCCAAAAAUCUUCUGAAGGUUACAACACAUCUACUGAAGGUAUGAGUCUUCUGAAGGUUUUCAAAAGAGGCGAAAUUUGUGCAAUUCAGGCCCUGACUCCGUUUCAGUUUUGCGCGUCAAAAAAAGUGCUGACUUUUGGAUCUUCUGAAGGUUUUCUGAUUCUUCUGAAGAUUCUUCAGAAGGUUUUUCUUCUGAAGGAUGUUAUGACUUUUUCCCUUAUAGUCCUUCAAUUAUUCUCGGAGAGAAGUGGCCGACUCGGACAGGAGGAGCAACGGAGCGCAUAACACUCGAAGAAAGAAUCAGAGACAGACGAAGUCUGUGCUACUUGAUGUUCCGCGGCAGCUAGCACGUCAGUCGGUCCAUGCGAUGAAAUAAAAUGAAUUUGAACGCGAACCGGCUCAACUGCUUGUUCAGAUGAAGCGGAUGUGCAGAUGAAACUGUGUAUGCAGUGGUUUUUAGGUCUCUACUUGCUGCUCACGCAACAAGAUCAGUACCGAAAGUUUCAACACGGAUGACUCUACUCUGGCGGUUUGUUUGUCAACUCCAUCGUCGCU
Molecule: messenger RNA, 2806 nt
Organism: Amoebophrya sp. A120
Lineage: Eukaryota; Dinophyceae; Syndiniales; Amoebophryaceae
Source: the annotation of a GenBank genome assembly